UGCUCCACUACCGCCCAGCUCAUCAUGACAUCUUAAUAUUUAAAAAGAUAUGAUAACCUUGUAAUUUCAUCCUCUCCAUAGCAUAGGCUUUGCCAUCUCCUUCUAUCAGAAGAGACAUAGGCCACUGUGGGAUGAUGGGUGGGACAAUCUUGCUAUUGAAGCAUUUGGAAGGAUAAGGCAAGAGGAUUUCUGUCAGAUACUGGUCACUCUGUCACACAUUCUUGACAGCAAUGCCUAGUGACAGCAGCCACUUUAUCUUUCUCAGGUUGAUGCCUACAUGCUUGGAAGUAAGUUUGCUGAAGGCAAGGGCACGUUUCUGGUCUGGACAAGCUGAGCGUACUCUGGGGAUUUGGGUUGUUGAUGAGUUGACUUCAGGGAGAUACCUGAGAGCCAGCUGGGUUUUGCUCCUGGCUUUUCGGCAUCAAUAGUAUUUCAGAACAUGGAGACAUGGGCACAUUCUGAGAUUUCUUACUUUGAUAAGCCACUCAAUGAAUUCAAGGAAAUUUAAAAUUUAAGACAAACACAAAGAAAGUAAAGGAGAUUAAAAAUAACCUCACAUCAGGUUUUAUAAUAGAAUCCGCACUUGCCCAGAGCAGCCUUGCAGCUUGCUUGCUUGCUGUUGUGAGCUUAUCUGCUAUAGAAUUUUCACUGUUUUGUGUAAUAAAGGAAAGAUUAUGUAAUCAUUUUAGGGACAACCUGUUAGACCUUAGGCUUGGGAAUUGAGGUUGUAAGUUUAGGAUGUUUGUACCCAAAGCUAGGGAGGGCAUACAAAAGAAGUAAGAUGAUAUAUAUAACCAAAGAAGUCCUUUUCUUUACUGCGCUUGUAGGCAGCAUAGUGGGUGAAUCGUGGUAUUAAAAUUUACCCUAAAUUUAUUUCAAAUGCCUUUUGCAAGUACUUCAUUUUUCAUCAGCAACCCUCUAAUGAAAGGUAAAGAGCAAGAGAAGACCUUAGAUGUCAAAUCCAUUAAAGCUUCAGUAGCCGUACAUUCCCCACAAAAAAGCACUAAAAAUCAUGCCUUGCUGGAAGCUGCAGGACCAAGUCAUGUUGCAAUCAAUGCCAUUUCUGCCAACAUGGACUCCUUUUCAAGUAGCAGGACAGCAACGCUUAAGAAACAGCCAAGCCAUAUGGAGGCUGCUCAUUUUGGAGACCUAGGCAGAUCCUGUCUGGACUAUCAAACUCAAGAGACCAAAUCUAGUCUUUCAAAGACCCUUGAACAAGUCUUGCGUGACACUGUUGUCCUUCCAUAUUUCCUUCAGUUUAUGGAACUUCGAAGAAUGGAGCACCUGGUGAAAUUUUGGUUAGAGGCUGAAAGUUUUCACUCUACAACUUGGUCCCGAAUAAGAGCACACAGUCUAAACACAGUGAAACAGAGUUCACUGGCUGAGCCUGUCUCUCCAUCUAAAAAACAUGAAACUUCAGCGUCUUUUGUAACUGAGUCUCUUGACAGGAGGUUGGGGGAUUCUAGCUCAGCCCCACUGCUUGUGACUCAGUCAGAAGGAACUGACCUGAGUAGUAGAACUCAGAACCCUCAGAAUCACUUGCUGCUUUCCCAGGAAUGCCACAGCGCCCAUUCUCUCCAUCGAGAAGUGGCCAGAACAGGAACUCAUCAGGUUUCCUUGGACUCCCAAGAAUCCUCUUCCAGACUUGCAGUAGCCAGUAGAAACAGUUGCUCUUCUCCACUGAGAGAACUGUCAGAAAAACUAAUGAAAAGUAUAGAACAAGAUGCAGUGAAUACUUUUACCAAGUAUAUAUCUCCAGAUGCUGCUAAACCAAUACCAAUUACAGAAGCCAUGAGAAAUGACAUCAUAGCAAAGAUUUGUGGAGAAGAUGGACAGGUGGAUCCCAACUGUUUCGUUCUGGCACAGGCUGUAGUCUUUAGUGCAAUGGAGCAAGAGCACUUUAGUGAGUUUCUGCGAAGUCACCAUUUCUGUAAAUACCAGAUUGAAGUGCUGACCAGUGGAACUGUUUACCUGGCUGACAUUCUCUUCUGUGAGUCAGCCCUCUUUUAUUUUUCUGAGUACAUGGAAAAAGAAGAUGCAGUGAAUAUCUUACAAUUCUGGUUAGCAGCGGAUAAUUUCCAGUCUCAGCUUGCUGCCAAAAAGGGCCAGUAUGAUGGACAGGAGGCACAGAAUGAUGCCAUGAUUUUAUAUGACAAGUACUUUUCCCUCCAAGCCACACACCCCCUUGGAUUUGAUGAUGUUGUACGAUUAGAAAUUGAAUCUAAUAUCUGCAGGGAAGGUGGGCCACUUCCUAACUGUUUCACAACUCCAUUACGUCAGGCCUGGACAACAAUGGAGAAGGUCUUUUUGCCUGGUUUUCUGUCCAGCAAUCUUUAUUACAAAUAUUUGAAUGAUCUCAUCCAUUCAGUUCGAGGAGAUGAAUUUCUUGGAGGGAAUGUUUCACUGGCUGCUCAUGGCUCUGUCUGCCUUCCUGAGGAGUCUCACUCAGGUGGUUCCGAUGGCUCCACUGCUCAGUCUAGUGUGAAAAAAGCCAGUAUUAAAAUUCUGAAAAAUUUUGAUGAAGCAAUAAUUGUGGAUGCUGCAAGUCUGGACCCAGAAUCUUUAUAUCAACGGACAUAUGCAGGGAAGAUGUCCUUUGGGAGAGUUAGUGACUUGGGGCAGUUCAUCCGAGAGUCUGAGCCUGAACCUGAUGUGAAGAAAUCAAAAGGAUUCAUGUUCUCACAAGCUAUGAAGAAGUGGGUGCAAGGAAAUACUGAUGAGGCCCAAGAAGAGCUAGCUUGGAAGAUUGCAAAAAUGAUAGUGAGUGAUGUUAUGCAGCAGGCACACCAUGAUCAACCACUAGAGAAAUCUACAAAGCUAUGACUCAAAACCAGAGAUAAGGAAAUCUGAUUUUGAAAAAAUAAGAACUUUCCCCUUUGGUUGGAUUCCUCAACACAGCCGAUGAAAAUGGAGCACUGCAUUUCUUUUCACUGCUAGAUCACUGUUGUUUCCAGGAAAGAAUGGGAGACAGUCCAAGAGCGGUUGUUCAAAGUAGACAUAGAUGACAUACAUGAUGGUAACACAGUGAGUCCCGAGAUAAAAAGUGGUGUUGGUGACCUACUAGACCGUUGGUUUCCCAGUGGCCGCACCCACUGGGGUAGACAGGGACCACAUGCUCACAGCAGAUUCUUUCCUUAGCUGUGUCAGAAAGCAUGACAGAGGUGCUUCCUUCUUGUCUCCUAGAGGUCGCAGGUCAGCCAGUCCUGCCUGGAGCAAGCAGCUCCGAGUGGCAGUGUGGGCCAGCAGCCUGUGGAGCAGAGGACGAUUCCUUGUGUAGUCUUCCUUCACAGAAGCAUUAAUUUAGAAAGCUGACAAGUCGUGGGUCAAGCCUCAAUGAUGCAUCCUUCUCUUCGCUGACAGAACACACUGUUCACAUUUCCUUCACUCCCAAGAUGCUAUAUCCUUAAAGCUAGUCUUUCCUCCACUGACAAAAGGGUGAAUUUCAUCUACUCUGAGCAUCUGACCCAUUCCUCUGCAGGAGUGCCGUGCACCAGAUGCUUCAUUCCAAGUACACAUGGAAAAAAUGAUCACUCCAGUUUGUCCCAUGUGGUUCUUAGAACACAUUUAUAAAUUUAAUAAGGUGGGGACAGAAGCAUUCCCUUUUGAGUGUCUCCCCAAUUCUUCACUGUGAGUGGGAAAUGUGUAGCUGCCUUUUCCCUUUCUGUCUUCAGACAGUAGGAGGCUCACUCGCUGCCCUUCUGCUUAGUUGGCUUUGCACCUGUGGCACAGCCAUUGGCGGGGCCACCCCGUUGGCAAGCACACUCCCCUGGCCACAUGGUGCCAGUGCUUCCUUGUGUGUAACAGUUUAGAGAGAAAGGGAGUUUUCUUAGGUGUUAAUUGCUUUUGCUCAGAAUUUGCAAAAGAGUAUGUAUAUGUGUAUGUAUAUAUAUAUACAUAUAUAAUUAUUAAUCACCUCUGUCCUUGGGAAAGUCUUGAAUGAACAGAAAAUUUAUUUCAUUGCAAUAUUGAUUGUAUAGAGGCACACUGUUCAACAGAAGAAGCAAAAAGGCUGUGUAUAAGUUUUUGGUACUAUGUACCAUCUCUGUUAUUCUGAAGUAUUCAUGUACUUAAACCAUAUUCUAUUUAAUUGUGUUUGAUUUUAAAUAUAUAUAUGUGAAUUAUAUUUAAAAUGGUGUCAACUUCCUGCUUUCAGGGUAUUUAUGGCUCUCCUAUUGAAGUAUAUUAACCCUUACUCAUAUUUCCACUUGUUUUACAAAACUCCAGAACAUGAUCCCCUACUGGACAUAGCCUUGUGUUUGACUGUAGACAAAGACACGAGGUUUUAAUUAGUAUAUGUGCUGUUGUGGCUUAUUCUGUUCUUUUAACAAAGUAUUUCUGUCCAUUUCACAUUGCUUCAAACUUUAAGUGAAACGCAACAUAAAAGUCAUAGAGUAAAAUGUGAUUCUGAGUGUCUCCUGCCUUUGCAUGUUUUAGAGUAAAAAAUUCUGUAAUGCGCUUGGCUAUUUAAACUAGUGGAUUUUUGUUAAAAUACUUUCUAGUGAUUUCUUUAUGCAUUUUGUGCUUCUGAGGUCAAGAUGUCAGUAUUUGUAAGCUAUGUCUAAGGGGAAAGAGCAAACCAGAGAUUGGUUUUGUUUUCUGCUCUGCCUGCUCUGAGAUACAGGAGCAGAGGGAUCCAGAUCUAUAAGACCAAUUGUAUGUUAGAUCCUUGUACUUGUUUAAAGUUAGCACUAGAUUCACUUAAUAUUGAUCACCCAACCACCAUGUUACAGGCUCUAUGCAAUGUUUCCACAAAAUGAUUACCUGACAGGGUUUUUAAGUCCAAGGAAGCAGUUGAACUUCAUUCUUAUGAUUCCAUUGUUGUCAGCCAGCAGAUUGUUAAAAGUCAACCUACUAAGGAGAAGAUGACAGCAUUGUAAUUUGGCUUGUCUUCAUUAUUCUUCAUGAAAAGCAGGGGUCAGCCACAUCCAGUGAAGUGCAAUGAAACGGGAAACAGUCAUUUCUAGUUGGAUUCCAGUAUUUGUUAAGGCUUUUUUGAGAUGUAAAUUGUUUACACUACUAGAGCUUUUGUUUUCAACUUUUGAGACAAGGUUUCACUGUGUUGUAAGUUCAGCUUCAGCCUCCCAAAGUCAGGGAUUAGAGACACAGCCUCCAUACCUGGCUUCUUUGCUGGUCUGUUUCAGCAUCAACAGCUAAGCAGCUGAUGUAGCAGCUGAUGUCUCUAAAGGCACUGUUGAGACUCGGCCUGACUCAGCACCCUCAGUGGCCUUGCUUUUUUUCACCCUCUUCACUCUUCUCCUAGCAUAAUAGUUGUUUAAGCCAGGAAUGAACUAAUUGAUAAUUCUGUAUCUUGAGGCUUUUGCAUGAAGGAGAAAAAUCAGCCACUACCUGGAAAGAGAUGACCUGGGUACUUCCCCAGACAGAAGUUGGCACUGGUUAACAAGCCUGAGAGAUAGGAGGCUUUGGUAAGCCUGAGGACUUCCCUGGUUUCCUCAUCCAGUUCUGUACCCUUGCCUUGGUUUUCAUUCGUCCUUAGGGUAUGUUUAGCAUAUAGCUGGAUUUUUUUUUUUUUAACAUUAAUCUGAAGUGACUUGUUAGUACAACAAAAAUGAUCUUGAUUAAAGUACUAUCACAGUGCUCUACAACAUAACAACUGUGUAUUAAGCACGUUGCUAAUUACUGUGACAUUCUGGAGCAGAAUUUUUCUGUAGUAAGCCUGCCUUGGUCAUCUUGUGUAUACUGUUGAAGUGGAAUCCUAAUCUCCUGGGACUAAAACACUUAAUUCUUUAAGAAAUGAGAAGUUACUCAUGCCUUAGAAAGGCCCCUGCUAUAUUGCAGGAUGGUCACCAUCAGAACUCCUGCGUCCUAGGCCAGGGCCUCUUCAUGUUUCCCCAUGUUGUACCUAAGAAUAAGCUUGGUCCCCACUCUUAGCUGUCUACCAAGAACCAGAAGACAUUUCAACUAGGGGGGAGGUUGUGACUCGUGAGACCUAUGUAGGUGUUGAACAUAUCUACAUACUAGUCCACACCUCUAUACCUCAGAGCCAUAAAGUGGCAAGUAAAGUACUUGUUAAAACUCAUCAAUGCUACAGCUUGAGGGAGUCACAUUAAUAAUUGUCCUACGCUCUGAGUCCUUUCCAGGUAGGCACUGAGGAACUGCCUCUUUGCUGGGGCAGGGCUGGGAGUGGCUCAGAGUAGGAGGAAUGGUGGACAGGUAGGGAAGACCAAAGAGAGCAUUUAAGGCAUUGGUUCAAGCAAAGGCUCAAAGGGUAUCUGUUCAGGGAGGGCCUGCCUGAGUACACCAGAAGGCCAGUAUUCUUGGCUGAUGAUUUGUGCGUAUAUCCUUGGUUCAUCGAAAAGUAACCUGCUUUGACACACUAAGGAUGUUGUACAACUUGAACAGGAUACAUUAAACCCCUUGCUAAAGGUGAUACAUCAACACCAGAGGAACCCAAGGUUCGGGUAAGAGGGUACAAGGAUCUUGGAGUGGGUUAAAGAGCUAUUUCCCAAGGUGAAUGAGAGAUUAGGUUCCAACACGGCUUUUCUUCUGGUUUCAUGUUCCAAGACCACUCUUUAAGUGUGCCUUCAGGCUGGUCCCUAAAUGAUCCCAAACUGACCUCUGCCUGUAUCCUAGUAAGAAUCCCACAUUCACAGUCGUGAAAGAGGUACUAGCCACCAGGUAUGCUGGUGUCUAUAAUCCUGGAACACAGAAGGCUGAGGUAGAAGGAUCACAAGUUUGAGGCCAGCUUAGACUAAACCCAGUCUCAAAACUGAAAACAGGUACUAGAGAGUUGCUUAGCAAUGAGAGUGUAUACUGCUCUUAUCAUGUAUACAUACUCCUUGCUCACAUCUAGCCUCUCUGUGCACCUAUAUUCACAAUGUACAUAUAGGUUGUGUGUGUGUGUGUGUGUGUGUAGUUUAAAAUGAAAAUAGUUUAUAGCUGAAACACUUGACUAAGACUUGGCCCUUCAGACUGGUAUAGCUCUAAAUGGUAGCCACCAAAACUCAGCCUGAUACCGAGAUUUUUCUUUUUCUUGUUUUGGCAAAGAGCAGCCUUUGUUCCUUCUGCUUAACUGCUAGUUUGGUGAGUGUUUAUUCUAAGUACUAUAUAUGGUUUCGUGGUAAAUGAGAAAAUAAGAUGAACUUCUAGAACCUUUGGAGUUGCAUCUAAAACAUGCUGGGCUUGGGUGUUUCUCAGUGCUAGAGUGCAUGCUUAGCAUACACAGGGCUCUAGGUUUCACCUCAGCACCAGUAAAUAAAAUAUAUACUAGUUUUUUGUGGGCUUUUUUUGUUUUUUUAACUUGGGUGGCCUUUUGAACCCAUGAUUCAAUUCCUCUAUCACCCAGAGCCCUAUUGGGUGUCACUACUAUUCCAUACCUUCCCAGUUUCACCAUUCUGUGAGGAUCAGCCACUGUACCAUCCCACUUACCUGCUAUGAGUUUGGGCAUUCGGUCACAUGUUGAACAAAGUAUAAACAGCUUGUCUGACCAGUAAGGCUGUUUCUGAACAGGACAAAAAUAAAGUGUAGGAUUGGCCUUGACCUCAGGCUCUUUGCAGAACUUUGGAACAUUUUAAUUCUUUGAGGCUAGAAAUGGGAAGAGUUAUAUAAGAUUAUCACACACACAUGAUAUAAAUUAUGACUUUGGAAAAACCUAGCUGGCAAUGGAACUACUUCAUGAAGUGGUGGGCUUUGUGAAUCUUUUUAUUGAUAAUAAUAACCAGCAUAAUUGAUCACUUAGGAUGUGCUAAGUACAACUGUCCAUGAAGUAGUGGGCUUUGUGAAUCUUCCUUAUUGAUAAUAAUAACCAGCAUAAUUGAUCACUUAGGAUGUGCUAAGCACUGUCUCUGAUCACUGACUUGAAAGGUAAAGGUAAGUACUUUUUUCUUUUUUUAUGUUAAGUGACACAGAAGCUGGAAGAACAAAGCAAUCUCUAGGAUCACACAGCCAGGGACAAACUAGUAGCCUUCUCCCCACCGCUAUAAUGGAUGCCAGUGCGCACUACUGACUUGUAUAGCAGAUGUCAAAGGGUUAAGAGGAACUUAAGCAGCCAGGAAGUUGUUGCUCUCCCCUUUAAUCUCAGCACUAGGGAGGCAGAGGCAGGAAGAUCUCUUGAGUUCAAAGCCAGCCUGGUCUACAGAGUUCCAGGAUAGCCAGGGCUCUAUUCCACAGAGAAAGCCUGUUUCAAAAAACAAAACAAAAAAAUAAAUAAAAGGGAUGAAGGAAAAACUUAAGUUGAGUGUGGUGGCACAGAUCUGUAAUCCCAGCUCUUAGCGAGUAGAAACAGAAAGAUGUAGUUAAAAAUGAUUAGCAAGGGCAGCUUGGCCUAUGGAGCUUCUGUCCUAAGGAAAGAAAGGGAGGAAGGGAUGGGAGGGUCCCAUCCGUACCUUAAAACCGUAGGGGUUUUUGCUUGUUUUUGAGGUGGUCUCAAGCAUAUCAGUUUGGUUUCCAACUUCCUAUGUGGAAGAGAGUGAUUUAGAAUUCCUUAAUCUCCUCCUACCUCCCAAAGAGACAUAGGCAUGUACAAACACACACUUAAGUAAUGCUGAUGACCAAACUCAGGGCUUUGGACAUGUUAGGCAAACAUUCUUCCAACAGCUGUAUCCCCAGCCUGAAAAGCACUUUUCUUAAACUUCAUUGUAUACCUGAAUCCCCAGAGAGACUUGCUAGCUCAGAGGCUGCCUAGCUAACCUCCAGGGUUUCUGAUCUAGUAGGUCUGGGUAGAACCUGAGAGUUUUUGCAGCAGAUUACCACUGCUGCUGGCAAGAUUACAGUUUGAGACUCAACCGGCCUUAAAAUCAUCCUUGCAACUAGGGGAAUGAGUAUUUCUGUUCUGGGAGUGUGUUCUGUUAUUGGCAAUAUGAUUUUAAUUACUUCUCUUGAUACCCUGACACCUGUAGUCUCUCAUUAGUAUCCAGAUGUUUAUCAAAGCUGAGACUAUCCAAGCCCCACUCCUCAGUCUCUCCUCCCUGUUUGUCUCAGCCCCUUGGUUCUGGCUGCCCUCUGAAGUCCUGCCCAUGCUCCCUGGCCUGUUUUCCUUUGCCGACCAACUUUCCAUAGACACUGGUGUCUCACUCUCCCUUUCCUCCUUUCUAGCACAUACAUCCUUAGGACUAUUGUGGUUCUGAGCAGUCCAGCAGUUCCAGGACAGAUUUGCUGCCUUCCAGUCUAGAGAACAAGUAUUGACAGUUCAGUGUAAUAUGUUCUGAAAGAGGGAGGAGCCUGUUGGAGUUAAGAUAGGUGGAUUUGGCCAUGUUUUCAUUCACAGAUUUUUGACCAGCCCAGCCGUUCUCCAGAAUCUGCCCAUUCCGCACAUUGUUCUUUGAUCCCAUUUUUCUCACAGUCCUGAUGCUCUCAGACAACUCCCAAUCCCCUUACUGAACCAUGGCUCACUCGCCAUUGUCCAGGAACACCUGCUCCAAGCUGGUAUGACAUUCACAUUCAGACCCUUACUUGGAAGACUACCCUCUCUAGUGUUUGGCCAGCUUCAAGCUGUUGGGGAAUCCAGGGGAUCUCUCUCCCUUCCUCUCCCCAAAAGUUUUUUUUUGUUUUUGUUUUUUUGUUUUUGUUUUGUUUUGUUUUGUUUUUGAUACACCAUUCCCAACUUUUUUCACAACUUCUUUGCUCUUGAAAAAACAUCACAACCCCUGACUAACAAUCUGGUCUGGACCUCUGGCACACCCCUGUAACUAACCUUGCCAUUUCCUGCUGCUGUUAGCCUCUGAUGGCUUCUCAGAUUUGUGGUCCAUGUAAACCUCAGAAAAGCAAGGUUUUGUGCAGUUCUGAGUUUCUCCUACUUGAGUGAAUUGGGAGUGGGUGCUUUGUUUCUAUAAAGGCAGGACAGAGAGAUUUCUCAUUAUUCCAGGGAAGCAUCCCCUCACUACUACAAAAGUACAUUUGCAAACCAGCCUUUCAAAGAGCUAUUUCAAAAGCAAUAAGCAAGUGGCUCUGUGGUGAGGAUUACAAACACCCUCAGGGUAAGUCAAGGGUGAAGUGAGCAGUUCUAAUGUGAUGGGUUGGUGCAGACUCUGGAAGAGUGUCAGACAUACGUCUUUAAAGUGCUGUAUCUCAAACUACUUAGAUGCAAACAAAGGGGAUCUACUUAAAGAAACUAGGUGUAGAUAUGAAGAUGUUGAUUCAAAAGAUGCUUGUGGAGAAUUUGAAGCGAAUUGUUACAGUGUGAGAAUGGGGAAAAAGCAAUAUUUUGUAUUAUUGUAUUAUAUAUAUUGUUAUUUUAAAAUAAGCAUGUAUAAUUAAAUAAAUUAGAUAUUAUAAAUAGA
Messenger RNA from Mastomys coucha (southern multimammate mouse), 10235 nucleotides. It is a transcript of the gene Akap10, whose product is annotated as A-kinase anchoring protein 10. Gene Ontology annotation, cellular component: plasma membrane. Gene Ontology annotation, molecular function: protein kinase A binding. Gene Ontology annotation, biological process: intracellular protein localization. Bases 880 to 2823 code for a protein of 647 amino acids. The transcript is spliced from 15 exons. Lineage: Eukaryota; Metazoa; Chordata; Mammalia; Rodentia; Muridae. The record is from RefSeq and is a predicted model, not a curated record.